UUUAAGCCAGAUCUUUUUUCUCCCGAUGCAGAGAGGAAUUAGCAGCUUACGUUCUUCGAUCGAUUCGUGAUUCAGGCAGUUGAAUUCAGAUUCUUGAACAGACAUUUACAAACCUCGUUACAGCUAUGGAAAAGCGUCAGGUCAUGUGAUGAAUUUUAUGUACCCUCGAUCUGAAACAUUAAUCAAGUGAUACCGAUGUCUAAACAUUUGGAAUUUAUCUUACUUCACAUAAUUAUCUUGUAUGAAAACUCCGCUGGCUCUAACAACUGUCCCACGCGUUUUUCAGAACCAGGUCGUAUCCUGACAGGUCACGUGAUAUACACAUUACAACGUAAAACUUUUGAGAGCUGCACUUUUUCUUGCGAACUGGAGUGGCAAUGUCAUAGUGUCAACUACUUUUUAUUGCAUAAAACUUGUGAACUGAAUAACGCAACCAGGGAUGUUUUUCCUGAAGACAUAGUGGAACAGAGUGGAGUUGUUCAUGUGUCUGUGGUGAUCCACUUCCAUGAUCCUUGUACGAGCAUGCGCUGUGAAAAUGGAGGAAAGUGUAUUAGCAAUCCGAGCUUGAAGUGUCAGUGUCUUGAUGGAUUCAGCGGUCCUCGCUGUAAAAGUCUUAAAUCAUUAGGCAUGGAGACCGGAAUUAUCCCAGACAAUGAUAUCGUCGCUACAUCAUCAAAACCAGGUCACGAAGCGGGAAAAAGUCGUCUGAACGGACCAUCUUGUUGGAUGCCAGUAAACAAUCGUAAAACUGAGACCAUCACGAUUAAAUUUAAACACUGGGUCAGAAUAAUUGCCAUAGCAACACAGGGAUCCCCAAACGAUCGCUGUUGGGUGAAAAGUUACUUUAUCAAAUAUGGUGUUCGAAAUGUUAGUGGAUCUUUACUCAAGGAAUACCAGGCAAACUUUGACAAGGAAACAGUAGUUACAAACCAGCUCUCAGCUCCUUUACUUGUCGAUUGGAUUAAAAUUCGACCUGCAAGUUGGUCCUCAUGUAUUGCGCUGAGAGUCGAGUUGUAUGGAUACUAAAUUUUUCGUGAGGACUUCGUCAUGAUUAUGGCUACAACUCCCCGAUUUGCAAGUCUUGAAAACUGUCAUUUUUUGUUUUUAGUCUCCCCUUCACCCCCUCAGAGUAGUAGAGGUUCAAAAAAAAACUUAGCGAAAUAAGGUAUUAAGGAUGAAUAUUAAUUAGCAAUUAAUAAUGUUUACAUUUUUGUU
Molecule: messenger RNA, 1215 nt
Organism: Pocillopora verrucosa
Lineage: Eukaryota; Metazoa; Cnidaria; Anthozoa; Scleractinia; Pocilloporidae
Product: venom prothrombin activator oscutarin-C non-catalytic subunit-like
Source: RefSeq, a predicted model, not a curated record